Molecule: messenger RNA, 924 nt
Organism: Cuscuta epithymum
Lineage: Eukaryota; Viridiplantae; Streptophyta; Magnoliopsida; Solanales; Convolvulaceae
Source: the annotation of a GenBank genome assembly
GGGAAGAGACUAUGAGUCUCUUAUUACUUUGGUUGACUUGUUUCCUGAGCGUUUCACGUUUGAGAAAUUGCGCACUCACCUCAUAGAGAAGGAGCUGACCCUUCAAUAUAUGCGUGCUUUGGAAGACUCCACUCAAGCUUAGGCCUUUGCUGGCGAAGUUCAGGCCGCAGGACCACCUCCUUCUGGAGGGCAGCAACAACACUAUGGCAGGCAGCAGCCACAUGGCGGCAGAGGGCAGCGCGGUAGAGGAGGCCGCGGGCAGCGCGGCCGAGGUGGCCGAGGCGGUCGGGGCAGAGGGGCCGUGGCUAUGGCCCACAUCUGGCGGGUUACGGCUUCGGCUAUGGCUAUCCGCCCCCCGGCUAUUUUCUAGGGGUGCACCACAUGCUGGCAUUCUUAGGGCUCCAGGCUCAGCGGGUAUGUCUGUUUAGUCAAAUUUUUAUACUUAUGCUUUAUCUGCUUCUUGUGCUAAUCGUGGUUAUGCAGGCUCCUCUUCAGUUGAAGGAUAUUUAGUCUCUCCCUCUGUUGUCUGUCAGAUUUGUUAUGCUCCAGGUAACCCUGCUUCUACCUAUCCGUCUCGCUUUGUUCAGCCGGCUGCACCUGCUCUUGCUGCUCAUGCUCCUGAGCAUUUUGACAUCAUUUGAUAUCCUGACUCAGGAUCUAACAACGGGGGCGGUUCUGCUUCGGGCUCACAGUGAUAACGGUGUCUAUCCUGUUCGUCAGCCUGUGCCUUCACCCAUUGCUUUAUCCGCUGCUUCCGUUUCUUUAUGGCAUAAUGGAUUAGGACAAUGUGGUACUCGUGUUUUAGAUCAACUUCGAAUUAAUAAUUCUAUUUCUGGCACUGCUAGUUCAGUUUCUGAUUGUAUUCCUUGUCAUUUAGGCAAAUCUCAACGUUUACCUUUUAAUAAAGUUUUUCAUAAUAGUCCC